Molecule: messenger RNA, 1920 nt
Organism: Entrophospora candida
Lineage: Eukaryota; Fungi; Glomeromycota; Glomeromycetes; Entrophosporales; Entrophosporaceae
Source: the annotation of a GenBank genome assembly
AUGGCACAAAAGAUUACUGAUAUUAAGAAAAGAAAAAAAGCUAUGGAUACCACAAUGUCAAUGAUUCAAGAAGCAACUAAAAAUUCAAAAGCUAGUAGCGAUCAAAUAUUGGUAAUAGCAGAAAAUAUCGAAAAAUAUAAAUCAAUGACUAUAGGCAAGUUCAAGUUCAUAGAUAGUAUCCAAUUUAUGAAUACUGGACUUCAAAAAUUAGUAGAAAACUUAGGAGCAGUACCAUGCAAUAAUAAUGAAUCUUUCAAGACUCUCAAUAAACUUAUAGGAGAUACUGAUAAAGUAACAUUAUUACUAAGAAAGGGAGUAUAUCCAUAUGAUUGGGUUGAUUCAUCUGGAAAAUUUGGCGUCAGUAUAAUGGCUGUCAGUAUAAUGUCUGUCGGUCAAUUGGGUACUCUUAGUGGUACUAUAACACCAGAAGACUAUAAACAUGCCAAUCUAGUAUGGGAAAAAUUUGGAUGUAAAACAUUUGGGGAUUAUCAUGAUAUUUAUCUCAAAGCAGAUGUAAUGCAACUCUGUGAUGUGUUUGAAACAUUCAGAGAUACUGCAAUGGAAUACUAUGAAAUAGAUCCAGCAUACUAUAUUUCAACACCAUCUUUUGCUUGGGAUGCUAUGUUAAAAUACACCAAUAUUGAGUUAGACUUAUUUACAGAUGCUCUUAUGCAUGAUGUUACAGAAAGUCAAAAACGUGGUGGUGUAUCUAUGGUUUCAAAAAGAUACGGUAAAGCAAAUAACCCAAAAUGCUCAGGAUAUGAUAAAAAUCGUCCAAAAAAAUACUUAAUGUAUGUAGACACAAAUAAUUUAUAUGGAUGGGCAAUGUCUCAAUAUCUCCCAAGUGGUGGUUUCAAGUGGAUUAAUCCAAAUACUGCUCCAGAUAUUAUGAGUAUCCCAGAAAACAGUCCAAAGGGAUAUACAUUUGUUGUAGACUUAAAAUAUCCUAAAGAGCUAGAUGAUCUACAUAAUGACUACCCACUAGCUCCAGAAAAUAUCGAAAUUACAAGGGAUAUGUUAUCAAAAAAGCAAAAUGAAAUAAUUAAUAAAAAAAUCAAAAUAAUAGAUCCAAAAACUGGUAAAGAAAAAGAAGUAAAAGAAUGUGCUUUUGUAAAAGGUAAGAAGCUAUGCCCAAACCUUAUGGAUAAAAAGGAAUAUGCAGUCCAUUACAGGACACUACAAUAUUAUGUAAAAAUGGGUAUUGAAAUUACUAAGAUUCAUAUGGUAUUAGAAUUCGAUCAAUCUCCCUGGCUUGCACCAUUUAUUAACUGUAAUACUGAUAUGAGAAAAAAUGCUAAGAAUGAGUUUGAAAAAGACUUCUUUAAAUUCAUGAAUAAUUCAGUAUAUGGAAAGACUAUGGAAAAUAUUCAAAAUUAUACUGACAUAAAGUUAAUAAAGCUCAAAGAUGACUGGCAAUCAGAAUGUGCUGUAAUUAAGAAUUUAUCCAAACCUAGAUGCAAAGAUUUCAGAGCUUUUAAUGAUAACUUAUGUGCGGUACAUCUAGGUAAGGAAAAAGUAGUACUUAAUAAGCCAAUGUAUGUAGGAUCAGCUGUAUUAGAUCUCAGCAAGCUCUGGAUGUAUCAAUAUUGGUAUGAUUAUGUUAAGGUAGAAUAUGAUGGAAAAGCAAGUCUUUUAUAUACUGAUACAGAUUCUCUUGUAUAUGAGAUAGAGACUGAAGAUAUCUAUACUGAUAUGGCUAAGAAUUCGGAAUUAUUUGAUUUUAGUAAUUAUCCUAAUACUCAUCCUUUAUACAAUGAGGAAAAUAAAGCAGUUAUAGGUAAAUUCAAAGAUGAAUGUUGUGGAAUGCCAAUGUGGGAAUUUAUAGGUCUCAGAGCCAAGAUGUAUGCAUUUGAGAUUGAGAAUGGACAAAUUACUAAAAAGGCUAAGGGUAUAUCAAAAAAUGUAGUAACCUCAGCCUAA